Molecule: messenger RNA, 1812 nt
Organism: Brettanomyces bruxellensis
Lineage: Eukaryota; Fungi; Ascomycota; Pichiomycetes; Pichiales; Pichiaceae
Exons: 1
Coding region: 1-1812 (603 amino acids)
Biological process (GO): regulation of transcription by RNA polymerase II
Cellular component (GO): nucleus
Molecular function (GO): DNA-binding transcription factor activity, RNA polymerase II-specific; RNA polymerase II cis-regulatory region sequence-specific DNA binding
Source: RefSeq, a predicted model, not a curated record
AUGAGCGUACUACCAAAGAAUAAGAGACCAUUACAACUUCUGGGACGACCGGCUGAAAGCAUAUUAUGCUUGAUGUUGCACGCGUUUUUACAGCUAAUAAGUACAUUAUAUGGACUAGUCAAAUCAUUUCUUUUCGGUGCUUCGGGUGCCGAGCAGAAGUACAACCAGUUAGAUUCAUAUAUUUUCAAUCAAAGUAAAUCAUCCAAGAAGGAGACAGAACAAAUACCAGCUUCCGAGGAAACGCAGGAAAUAACAUCAUUCAUAGAACAUAAACAUGUGCAUGCCCAGGAUAGGCAAAUAACGAAAAAGCUGAAUUCAAACAAACUUGCAGUGUAUUUUGAAUGCUCGCCACUCUUUCCGGCAUUCGGCAUUCUCCGAAAUCUCACCACGAAGGAUUUGGAACAGUGCUCACUCAAAGAUGGGUCUCAAAUUACAGUGGUUGCCAAUUCAGGUGAUAGUAAUGGUGAAAUUAAAUUUGAGGUUGUGAAUGGGAAAAACAGUAAUAACCUCAAGGCAGACGCUUCUGCUUCGAUGGAAAACCCACAGCAGCCAUCCCCAAUCUCUGAUAUUUCAUCGCCAGGAUUCAAAAUCAAGAAAAUUAAGAGUGAAAGACAUGCGGUUGACGACUUCACAAAUCUCUCACCUGCAUCCUCCGUUAAAUCUACAAAAUCAGAGAAGCAGGAUGCAGAGAAAAUAGUAAGCGUUUUAAACGGUGAGGAUAUCACAGCAAGGGCUAGAAUUGAUGACGAAGAUGCAAAACAUAAGGCCAAGAGUAAUCAAAACAAAGUUAGGCACAAGCCAAAGUCCCACGAAUGUCCAUAUUGCCAUGCUAAGUUCCGUUUGCGCGGAUAUCUUACGCGUCACUUGAAAAAGCAUUCCAAAAAGAAAGCCUAUAAAUGCCCAUUUUAUGAUCCAAACGCAGAUCCCAAAUGUCAUGCUACAGGUGGAUUUAGCAGAAGAGAUACGUACAAGACCCAUCUUAAGGCACGUCACUUCAAAUAUCCACCAGGUGUGAAGUCUGGUGAGCGCAGAGGAAUGAUGGGAUGGUGCUCUGCUUGCGGUGAGAAAUUCUUAAAUAAUGAAAUAUGGGUUGAAAGACACAUAGAAGCAGGCCUGUGUCCUGGACUUCCUGCUGAUUAUGUCAGAAACCUAAAGUUCGGCAAGAAGAAGACAGGAAAGCAUUCGAAAUUCUUGGAUGUUGUCGCAGAUGAGAGAUUUUUCAACGAUGAUGCUAGCUCGAUAGUAACAAUAUCUUCUCCAGCAUCAUUUACUUCGCGUUCAGCAAGUCCGUCCACAAAUCCUUCCGUUGGACAGAUGUAUACAUUCCCAGCGGUUGGAAAUGGGACAAACUCGUUAUCAUCAUCAUCUUCUACUUCAUCUUCCCUAUCUACCUCACCGGCUUCUUCUAUGGCAAUGUCUUGGGUUAGCCAGAAGCAAUUUCAGCAUUCUAAACCACAGUUUAGCGCGGGUCCAUUACCUCAUCAGUUGAAACCUAAAGUUUUGCCGCAAACAACACAGAGCCCGUCAGAAAUGCCUCCUCUUGCAGAGGAUCACAAAAUGGGAGAUCAAGAUUCAAACUCUGACAUGAGAUCUCCAAUGGAUGAGUCGUAUGAAGAGGAAGAUUAUCCUUCGUUAGAUGCAGAAUGUUCCCCUUACACGCAUAUAUCUUAUCCAGCAUACUUUUACAAGAAUGUAAAUGACUCAAUGUGCCAGCAGGAUGGUCCUAUUCAGGAUAGUCGAUAUGGAUCGGCUUUGAGUUCAGUUCUUCGUGAGCCGAUGGAAAGUGAUUUAUACGAAGAUUAUACCGCCUGA